AAUUCUCUUUCUGAGGGCACUGAAGUACAAUGAAGCAAGAGUAUUAGGUUGGAGCUCUGAGCUAGCUUAAAAUGCACUGCUGGCAUGGCUAACAGAACAAACUCCUCUGAGUAUUUUUGGUCGUAUGAAUAUUAUUGGGAUUACAUAGAUCCAAUUCCAGUAGAUGGAAGCAAGUUGAAGGUUAAUAAAUACUCCAUUGUCAUCGCCUUUUGGGUCGGACUUGCUGCCUUCGUGACGUUACUUUUUCUCAUUUUGCUGUGUAUGUCCCGCUCUGGAUCAACUCCAGUAAAACAAGUGAUUGUAGGGAGCCAGAUGGAAGAAAGCAGUUCCAAUGGGGAACAGCCUCACUGUGAUGACCUCAGGAGCCCAUACUCAGAUGUGGUUGCUUCUUAAACACCUGUCUCACUUUCGGAUGAAAUGGGCAUUCCUGGAAGGAUCUGAGCCUGAGGUAAAACUGGAAGAGGUCAAACCAACCCAGCAGCACAGUUCCCGUGGCUGCAGAGAAAAGCUCAGUGCUGUGACUGCCUGUUAAACACCUGGAUUCAGGAAAAAAAGGAAAAUGUCUUUCAACAAAGAACAAACCUGAAAAACCCUGGAUGCAUAAGAGGAGGUCCUAAUGGCCAUAUUUGAGUAAAAUGGCUCAGUACUUGCCCCAAGGAUAGAACACACCCUUUAUUUACUUUUGCAAAAAAAUACUUGGGUUACUUAAAAUUUAUUAAAAUACUGUUUAUCUAGAAGAACCUUUAAAAAGCGAAUGGCAUGUGGUGGUUUGCACUAAUUAUCUUCCUGAAUAAACAGUUACUUUACUUGCUACCUGGAAAUACAGUUUUGCUACCAACAACCAAUUGCUUCUUGCUUCCCUUUUGAAAUGGUCAAUGGUAAAGAAACCGUCAGUGUUGAACAGUCUUGAAAUGGUAUCUGCCAGUUACCAAGGUGUUGGAAAAAGGGAAUAUGUGUCAUAUAUCAGGAGAAUGUAUUUUAUAUCAAAAGAAAAUGCUGGCAAAACCACAAAAACAACACUAUGUUUCUGCACGAGGCUGAUGAAUAGUUUGACAGAACUAUUGAGGGUCACGGCAGUGUUUUGGUGACGUGGAGGGGAUGGGUCCAGCUCAGCUGGAGCAGAGUCAGAAGAGACACUCACAUUCCCUCUCCCUUCAGUGGCCUUGGCUCUUCCCAGCUCUCCUCCCCACCAAACCCAGGCAGAACUGGAGAGGCUGAGAUGCCCUCGGAGCUCCGCGAAGCACAAAGCUGGUCUGCAGAGUCAGGCUGAGGAAGGCAGCGAGGGCUGGAAGAGAGGUAAGGCUACACAGCAAGUUCCUGGGCUGAGUACAACACAAAACUCAUUUGAAACUUGAGGAGAGGCAUAGAAAUUCCACAUCCCCAAGUAGGCAGCAAAAACUCCUCCAGGGAAGCACUGCCAGAGCAGCCUCAUGUGGGAGUGUGGGCCAGGAUGGUGCCAGAGCAGGUGGGUUGGGCUCCAUUAUCAAAGCCUUGAACACAAGAGACAGACCAAACCCGCCAGGCAGUUGUUUGUAUUGCUGGUUUGUUUUUUAAAUCUUCAGAUUUGUUUAGCCCCAGAGAUAAGACACUGCUGCAGUUUGCUGUGUGAGCAAACUGACUGUGAGUGGUGCUGGGCUCAGAAACCCACCCAGGUGUGAAGGCUGCUGGGUGGUUUUCCACACUGAGUGUGGAGAAAGAGGAAAGGCUGCAAAAACUGAUGGUGCAGCAUGGACAGAGGUAUCAGAGCCAAGUGUUUCCAUUAGCCAACUCAGAUGGCCACAACAGCCUCCCCCUCCUCUCGGGGCCCCCUCACUCUUUGCCAGAGCUGAGGGAGUUCUCACAGGAGACAAGAAUCCACUCCCUUGCUGGCACCAGCUCUCCCGCUGCAAAUUGGGAAUUACUUGCAAUAGUAACUCCACUGCAGUCACACAGUGUCAUCAAAGACACUCUGAAGAAAACCUGACCAUCCAGACCCAUUUUCCUCCUAAAGGAUGCAGCAGCUUCAACCAUUCCUGCCCCAUCUGGAAUCUCUCUCCUGACCAGUUCUGUGUGGCCUGCCUGCUCCAGCAUCCUCCUCCCUGACUCAGGACAGACUUGUAUCACCCUGUUUUAUAAGAUCCUCUACUCCACAAGGGGAUUUCAAGGGGAUUUCUGGAAGAUGUGGAUACUCCCGUUCAUGACAACAGGUGUUCUUCCACAGGUUGCACUGGAACAUGGCUCAGAGCACAUAACCACUAAAAAGACCUUUUUUAUUUUUUAACUUUCAAAUUACCUGGAAAUACAGUAUGAAGUAUAUAAACAAUAAUAAAUAAUAUGCAAAACACAA
Molecule: messenger RNA, 2326 nt
Organism: Neopelma chrysocephalum (saffron-crested tyrant-manakin)
Lineage: Eukaryota; Metazoa; Chordata; Aves; Passeriformes; Pipridae
Gene: MRAP
Product: melanocortin 2 receptor accessory protein
Exons: 3
Coding region: 85-393 (102 amino acids)
Biological process (GO): regulation of adenylate cyclase-activating G protein-coupled receptor signaling pathway; protein localization to plasma membrane
Cellular component (GO): plasma membrane; endoplasmic reticulum
Molecular function (GO): type 3 melanocortin receptor binding; type 1 melanocortin receptor binding; type 4 melanocortin receptor binding
Source: RefSeq, a predicted model, not a curated record